CUCCCCUCCGCGCCUCUCCGCUCUCCCGGCAGAAAGUUAGCAGCGGGGAAGGAACUCAGGGCUGCAACAGCGCGCGGCGGCUGCAGAAGCCGAAGCAGGAGCCGCGGCGGAGCCGGUGAAACCGGUGCGCUGCAGUCGGAGCAGGUGUAGCCUGCGGGUCCGCGCGCCCCCCUCGGUCCCCGUGCCAGAGGCUGAGGGGGGUGGGUGGGCGGGAGGGUCGCCCGGACUCUACCGGCAGAGCGAGGCCGGGGGGGCCAUGCGGCCGGGCUCCCCCCCGGCGCAGCGGGACAGCGUCCAGGGCUGGGGGCGCAGCGUCGUCGCUUCAUGCAGCCGGGGCGGCUGGGCAGCGGCGGCGGCGGUAGCGGCGGCGGCGGCGGCGGCGGCGGGGGCGGCGGCUGAAACCAUGUCCGGGCAGCGCCGGGGGCUGCCGCCGCCGCCGCCGCCGCGAGCCGGGAGCCGCGAUGGCCCCGUGGCCCGCACCUCCUCCGCCUCCGCCUCCGCCUCCACCUCUCUCCGCGCCGCCGCCGCCCGGCGCUUCUGCUAAGGGGCCGCCGGCGCGCAAGCUGCUUUUUAUGUGCACCUUGUCCCUGUCUGUCACCUACCUGUGCUACAGCCUCCUAGGCGGCUCGGGAUCCCUGCAGUUUCCCCUGGCGCUGCAGGAGCCGCCGGGAGCCGCCGCCGAGCCCCCGCCGAGCCCGCCGCCACCCUCGCUGCCGCCUCCCCCCGUGCGCCUCGGCGCCCCCUCGCAGCCGCCCGCGCCUCCGCCGCCGGACAACGCCAGCCGCGGGGAGUCGCCCGGGCCCCCGGAGCAGCCCGCCGGCCCCGGGGUGGACGGUUGGGGGCUGGCGAGUGGCGGCGGCGCCCGGGACGCCUGGCUCCGGACCCCGUUGGCCCCCAGCGAGAUGGUCACUGCGCAGAGCGCGCUGCUCGAGAGGGACGCGCCGGAGUCCAGCACUGCCGACGAGGACCUCGCUGGCCGGAGAGUGGCCAACGGGAGCAGCGAGAGGGGCGGCGCCGCCAGCACCCCGGACUACGGGGAGAAGAAGCUGCCACAAGCCCUGAUCAUCGGGGUCAAGAAAGGGGGGACGCGAGCGCUGCUCGAGGCCAUCCGAGUGCACCCGGACGUGCGGGCGGUGGGCGUGGAGCCGCACUUCUUCGACAGGAACUACGACAAGGGGCUGGAGUGGUACAGAAAUGUGAUGCCCAAAACGGUGGAUGGGCAAAUAACUAUGGAGAAGACACCCAGUUACUUUGUCACCAAUGAGGCUCCCAAGCGCAUUCACUCCAUGGCCAAGGACAUCAAACUGAUCGUGGUGGUGAGAAACCCUGUGACCAGGGCCAUCUCUGACUACACGCAGACACUGUCAAAGAAACCCGAGAUCCCCACCUUCGAGGUGCUGGCCUUCAAAAACCGGACCCUGGGGCUGAUCGACGCCUCUUGGAGCGCCAUCCGCAUAGGCAUCUAUGCUCUGCACUUGGAGAACUGGCUCCAGUACUUCCCCCUCUCUCAGAUUCUCUUCGUCAGUGGCGAGCGCCUCAUAGUGGACCCCGCAGGGGAAAUGGCCAAAGUGCAGGACUUCCUAGGCCUCAAGCGUGUGGUGACUGAAAAACAUUUCUAUUUCAACAAAACCAAGGGAUUUCCUUGCCUCAAGAAGCCAGAAGACAGCAGUGCCCCAAGGUGCCUGGGCAAGAGCAAGGGCCGGACUCAUCCCCGCAUUGACCCGGAUGUCAUCCACAGACUGCGGAAAUUCUACAAACCCUUCAACAUGAUGUUUUACCAAAUGACUGGUCAGGACUUCCGGUGGGAACAGGAAGAGGGUGACAAAUGAGACAGGAGCUGUGAAGGGAAGGCUAGUGGACAGCUUAGGAGGUUCUUCCCCCGAAUCCUGAACCCCCAAGGUUCUGCAGAGCUGCGGCCUUGCUGGAGGGCUGUGCGUAUCCCCUCCUUUGUCUGGUCAGGAUGGCCUCUAGAGAUGUUGGCUUAGACAGAGGGAGUGGGCCCUCCAACCUCGUGGAGGAACUAAGCUCACCUGGGCAUCAGCAUCUGGUUGACCAGGUGGCCUCAGAACCCACUGCUUAUCCCUAAUGUCUGCUAGUUUACUGAUUCUGUGGACAAAGGGUAAAUAGUGCUAGAUACGGUGCCAUAAAUGUCUAUCUGAGUGGCAGAAAAGAGAAAGGUCUGCUUUCUGGGGGCUCUGGUUUGAGGAGGCUGGUUCUUGUUAUGUGUCUGGCACAGGCACCUGCUGUCCAACUCCUCUCUGGCUCCUCUCCACAACGUGGUUGUGACUGAGUGCUCUAGGACUUUGGGGAGCAAGUCCUCCCCUCACUUAUCCCUAGCCUUCUCUCUCAAUGCCUCAUGCUACAACCCCUUGACCUCCUCCCUCCCACAUCGUGAAGGAAGAGGCAUGCACGGUCCUCAC
This is a messenger RNA of Ochotona curzoniae (black-lipped pika), 2420 nucleotides long. RefSeq names its product heparan sulfate-glucosamine 3-sulfotransferase 4 (gene HS3ST4). Gene Ontology annotation, molecular function: [heparan sulfate]-glucosamine 3-sulfotransferase activity. The coding region runs from base 462 to 1829 and encodes 455 amino acids. The transcript is spliced from 2 exons. Lineage: Eukaryota; Metazoa; Chordata; Mammalia; Lagomorpha; Ochotonidae. The record is from RefSeq and is a predicted model, not a curated record.